AUGUCCGACGACGCGCUCGCGCGACGGCCGGGCGGCGGCGGAUCGCGACGCGACGCGCCGCAUCGAUCCAUCGCGGACGACUUCGACGACUCCACCACGGACGAGGACGAGGAGAGGGUGGAGCGCGCGGGCCCGCGCGGGUGGGCGGACGAGGGCGAGGGCGAGGGCGAGGGCGAGGGCGAGGGCGAGCCGCCGCGAAGGCGCGCGGGCGGCGCGGCGGGCGCGGCGGCGUCGGACGACGACGACGACGACGCGCCGGCGCCGCCGCCGAAGCCGAGGACGGCGCAGUGGACCGUGCACGACGAGAGCGACGAUCCCGCGCGGCGCGCGAGCGGCGCGGGCGGGAUCGCCGCGGACUUCGACGAGCCGUCGCCGACGAAACCGAGAUGGAGCGAGGACGCGCGCGGCGGCGGCGACGAUGCGAACGCGAACGCGAGCGCGAACGCGAACGCGCGCGCGCGCCGCGCGGCGGCGGCGACGACGUACGACGACGACGAGGUCUCGUCGUCGGAGGACGAGGGAAGAGACGGUCGGCUGUCCUACGCGCCGCGAUAUAACCCGAACCGCGCGCGCGGGAGGGUCCAAACGAAAGAGGAGCUCGACGCCGCGGCGCCGAAGCGCGCGCACGACCUCGGACGACGCGGCGUCGACGGCGGCGUGACGUUCGAAGACGACGGCAUCGACCUCUCCGUCUUGACGUCGCGGUUGUUAACCCGGGAGGAGUGCGAGGAGGAUUUCAACGAGGUGUGGACCGCGGACUCGCUCUGGGAGGAGCUCAUGCCGGUGCUUCAGAAGCACGAGGACGAGGAGCGCGCGAGGAAAGCCGCGGCCAAGGCGAAGGAGACGGCGAAGAAGUAG
This is a messenger RNA of Micromonas pusilla CCMP1545, 858 nucleotides long. RefSeq lists its product as uncharacterized. The coding region runs from base 1 to 858 and encodes 285 amino acids. Lineage: Eukaryota; Viridiplantae; Chlorophyta; Mamiellophyceae; Mamiellales; Mamiellaceae. The transcript has 2 exons. The record is from RefSeq and is a predicted model, not a curated record. Gene Ontology annotation, cellular component: intraciliary transport particle A.